Oldenlandia corymbosa var. corymbosa is the source of this 1770-nucleotide messenger RNA. The record is from the annotation of a GenBank genome assembly. Lineage: Eukaryota; Viridiplantae; Streptophyta; Magnoliopsida; Gentianales; Rubiaceae.
GAAAUUAAUCUCUCUCAAAACCGAAAUCUUUUUUUUCUCAAAAUAAAAAAAAAUAAAAAAAACAGCUGGAGAAGAGUUUUGCAAUGGGUAGUGUUGGUGAGGAAAAUAAGCCAAAUGAGAGCAGCAGGUCAUUAUCAAUUGUGAUGUACCCAUGGUUUGCCAUGGGACACCUGACUCCAUUUCUUCACAUGGCCAACAAGCUCGCUGAGAGAGGCCACCGGAUUUCCUUCUUCCAUCCCAAAAACUCAAUCACAAAGAUUCAACACUUCAAUCUUCAUCCUGAUCUUAUCAGCUUCAUCCCAAUUGAUGUCCCUCAGGUUGAAGGCCUCCCGCCCGGCGCUGAAACCGCUGCUGAUGUUCCUAUCCAAUCGCAAGCUCUAUUACGUCUCGCCAUGGACAGGACACAACCCGCAAUUCACUCUCUCCUUAAACAAAUCAAACCCGAUUUCGUUUUCUUUGAUUUCACUCACUGGUUACCCAAAUUGGCUCGCCAACUGGGGAUUAAGUCCGUUCACUUUGUCAUCAUUAGUCCGGCAACUGUAGCCUAUACUUUUCGCAAGGGACAAGCAGAUGCUGAUUUCAUGAAGCCUCCAGAAGGUUUUCCUUCUUCGUCUUCUAUCAAGGUCCUAACUCAUGAAGCUCGCGUAUUUACGAUGGGAGGAAAAAAUAAGGAAAUUGGAAGCGGGUUAUCUUUUCGCGAGCGUUUAAUGAUAUCCACAGAGGAAUGCGAUGCAAUAAGUUUCAAGACUUGUAGAGAAAUGGAAGGUCAGUAUUGUGAUUAUCUGGAAAAGAGGUUCCAGAAGCCAGUGAUUCUCGCAGGGCCAGUGGUUCCUGUUCAGCCGACUUCAGCGCUGGAGGGAAGUUGGGCAGAGUGGCUGAGUAACUUCAAGGAUAAAACCGUGAUAUAUUGUGUACUUGGAAGUGAAGUCAGGCUUCCAAAGGAUCAGUUUCAAGAACUGAUUCUGGGGCUUGAAAUGACAGGGCUUCCGUUUUUCGCCGCCCUGAAACCUCCCGUUGGGUUUGAAACAAUCGAAACGUCACUUCCAGAUGGUUUUGAAGAAAGGAAUAAGGGAAAGGGAAUCGUGCAUGAUGGUUGGGUUCAGCAGCUGCUGAUUCUGGCCCAUCCGGCGGUCGGGUGUUUUGUUACCCAUUGCGGGUCUGGAUCGCUGUCGGAAGCCUUGGUGAGUGACAGUCAAAUCGUGUUGUUGCCACAACGUGGAGAUCAGUUCAUCAAUGCUCGGGUGAUGAGUGGGGAUCUUAAGGUCGGAGUGGAAGUGAAGAAAGGAGAUGAAGAUGGAUUGUUUACUAAGGAUGGUGUUUGUGAAGCCAUUAAAUUGGUGAUGGAUGAAAACAGUGAGGUUGGGAAGGAAGUGAGGGCUAAUCAUGCUAAAUGGAAGGAGUUCUUACUCGGAGAAGGGCUUGAAAGUUCUUACACUGAUGAGUUCAUCCAUAAGCUUCAUGGCAUCUUAAGUUAGUUGUUCUCUAGUUUGUUGUUAAGUGUUUUUCAUUGAUGGGUGAAGCACUUAAAUUAUGUCUGGUUAUUACCGUCAGGUUUGCGCUUUUGUGUUUCUGGCCGUGCGGCUAUAUUUCCACAAUGUGUGUACUGUUUUUUUCCCAGCUUUACGAUCUGUAAUAAUAUGUUUGACCGUGAUUUGAUUGCGAUAUAAUUGGUGUUUCUUAGUGUUUCUUUCAUUACAUAUUUUGAUUGCGAUACACGUUAUUUGGAUGUUGUACCAAUUAAUUGUAUGAUCAAAGACAGAUGUUGUGAAG